UGCCACGAUAUCUGGUAUAUAUGCAGCACAGAUUCGAUGUCACGGCCAACAAGUAAGACAAUGAUCACCGUCCGAUAGAUCAGCAGAACGUAUCAAUGAUCAACGGCAUCCUCAAAUCGACGAGAUUUCGGCAGCUCACAUUUUCCCUGAUAGUGCCGAACAUCCGGAGAAGAUUCACGUCAUAUGAGGAUUUUGAAGGUUGGUUUUCUUCAUGCUAGUUUAUGUAUAUGUUGGUCGAGUAGCGUUUUAGUGAUUUUACUGUCUAGAUGGAGUCAAAUGGGUACUGAGACGGGUAAAUUGAAUCUUAUGAUCCUGCAUUGUCUGUUAUCAUUUUGGAGCGCCAUAAUAGUAAAAUGCUCGAAACGACGGCGAUUCUGCCCUGGUUAUCUUAUCUCAUGGCACGGCUCCACCCUGUCUUGCGCACCGUCGCCUUGCUUUAGCGCCACGGAUCACUCCUCCAGGAAAUGCCGAAGCGUUCCAUACUCGAAGGAAUCCGUGAAAAGCGAUCGUGUCUUUCACAGGGUUCACGAACGUCGAGGGUCGAGAUAAGGUGCUGAUAGGCCCAGUCAUACUAAUAUCUUGUAUAGAGACUGCUUGCGACGC
Molecule: messenger RNA, 603 nt
Organism: Desarmillaria tabescens
Lineage: Eukaryota; Fungi; Basidiomycota; Agaricomycetes; Agaricales; Physalacriaceae
Exons: 4
Coding region: 184-549 (121 amino acids)
Source: RefSeq, a predicted model, not a curated record